Molecule: messenger RNA, 369 nt
Organism: Besnoitia besnoiti
Lineage: Eukaryota; Apicomplexa; Conoidasida; Eucoccidiorida; Sarcocystidae
Exons: 2
Coding region: 1-369 (122 amino acids)
Source: RefSeq, a predicted model, not a curated record
AUGGCACACGUUUCCUCGGAACCAGCGAAUCAGUUUCUGCGCAAGACAGAAAUCAAAGAGGGGCCGCCGGAGGCAGAACCCCGCUCGCCGGUGGAGCUCUCAGCGACAAAGGUCAAAUUUCCGGAGUAUUUCAGCGAUAAGCACAGAGAAAGGGAACUCACGGUGUAUGCUCUGCGAAAGGAACUGGACAUCGCCCUGGAGGCGAAAGCCAAGAAAGGUGGAGGAACGAAGAAAGGAGGAGCGACGACAACUUUGGCACCACGUAGAUUCACAAUUGCUCACCAAGAAGCACCGGCGAGCCGCGUGCUGCUCUUGGAGCACAUUGUUCCAAUUAUAGAAGACCGCGCGGUCAAGAAAAAAUCAUCUUGA